AUGCGCUUCAGUCACCAACAGCAUCUCGCUGGGGACACGGCCGACGCAGCACCAAAGGACGCCGCGCGCUCGAGCGCGCCGCCCCGGUCCACGCCCCAAGCCCGGCGGCAGCUCGUCCAGUCGAUCCGCGCGCGCAUCGGCGCCCUCCCGCUCGAAAUCCGCGCGCUGGAGGCCGCGCGACGCAUCUGGCGAUUGUCCUGCGUGGCGCGUUCCUCGCUCUCUGCGCCAGCGGCCAAUGGCGCCGCUCGGCCCGCGUCUGAUUCCGCUGCUGUUUGCGUUGUGGUGCGGCUGCAGUGCAGUGCAUCAGUGCCAUUAGAGUUCAAGCCGCCGACCAUGAUGAACGAGAGGCGCCGCAAGCUGCAGACCGUCCCGGUGGACCACUACGACGGCCAGGCCAUCUACAGCGACAACGAGCUCAUCUACGAGCUCGGAGGGUACCUCGGCGGCGGCGCGGCCGGCGUAGUCUACGAGGCCUUCUCUACGCGCACCAAGCAGCACGUGGCCAUUAAGAUACUAAACCCUGUCGGCUACAAGCUGUUUCCCAGCACGUUGCUGGCGCGGUGUAUUGUCGCCGUUAAGGGCAAGCCGCUGGUGGUGCUACCCUCCGACGAUGCAGAGCUAGGAGAUGGUGGAGGAAUGGGGACGGACCGACGAGCGUUCGCCGGAGGGAACCACCGCAUGCGCUCCAACUUCGGAGCGCCCAGAGUCACGACCGAGCGCAUCCGCGUGGAGAACGUUUGGUGGCUGAUCCACCCGACGUCCAAGCAGGCCAUUGCGGCCUUUGAAGACCCGUACACGGGACAUGUCCGGGAGCUUACGUUGCCGCAGUGCAUCCAAGUCUGGGGCGAGCAGAUGAAUCAGAGUGACCGACAACAGACCGACCCUGCCGAGUCGUACCAGGAAGUGCAAGUGAAGAACCAGACGAUCAAAGUCCCUCGCAUUCCCAAGAAGUUCAUCAAGUUUGCGCACACGCGGCGCUCGAUCCACCGCGAGAUCUCGAACAUGUCUGGGCUGGAGUAUCACGAGAACGUGCUGCGUCUGGAUGAGGCACUGGAGCUCGUUCAGGACAGCAAGUGUACGACGUUCCUGGUACUGGAGCUGGCUGGAGGUGGAGAACUCUUUGAUCGUAUCAAGCUGGACUGCGGCACCGACGAAGAGACAGCACGUCUGUACUUCCGUCAGCUAAUUUCUGGCGUUGCAUUCUGCCACAACUCCGGGGUGUGCCACCGCGAUCUCAAGCCGGAAAACCUGCUACUCGCGGACAACGAGGAGCACUCGACGCUCAAGAUUGCCGACUUUGGACUGUCCGCGAUCUUCGCCUUCACGGAGAAUGAUGCGAGUGGUGGAGCCAAUGGAAAUGGUAUUGACCAGCCAGCUAUUCGGCGGUUGCGGUCGGUGGUAGGGUCGCCGCACUACGUAGCCCCGGAAGUUCUGAUGGAUGCUGGUCAAGGAUACGAUGGAGCAAAGGCCGAUGCGUGGUCCAUUGGAAUAAUCCUGUACGCUAUGAUCGCGGGCAACUUGCCGUUUGGGAAGGACCUCCUCAAGUGCGUUCGCUACGAUCGGUUCCGCAAGUGGUCGUACAAUACCAAGUACAGUGACGACGACCCAACCGUCGAGGUCGAGUUCCCAACGUGGUUUUUCCCCGCACAUUUCUCGUUGGAGCUGAAGUCGCUGAUCGCACAGUUGCUGUACCCUGAUGCGUGCAUGCGUCUAUCGGUUGAUGAAGCUCAGCACCACGUGUGGGUUCGUGGUGAAAAGCUCAAGAAACCGAAUCCGUCUUCAAUCCUGGAAGACGACCAACUCCCCAGUAAUGCCGCGCCCCUCAAUCCAACCGGUUUACCUCCGCCGUCACCCCACCCGUCUUAUAAGAAUCGUAUGAACGUCGCGGUUAACACCCUACAGGACAGCAUCGAGUUGGGACAGCACAUGCACCCAAGCCAACUGGGAUCUGUUUCGCCGCAGGCGAUCACCAGACUUCUCGCCAAGUCGCCCAGCCCCCACGGACACGCAUUCCGCUGCCCGCCGUCACCACAACAAGGUCUUCGUGUGAACAAACACCUCGCAGGUGUUGUCGGCUACAUGCCCUCGGUGGAUGAGACCUCGUCCAUGUCGGGCCAAACUCCGCUGAAUUCUCCUCGCGAUGCGAAGAACAACAGCAGUUUCGACCAGGAUCUUGAUAACGAUGCUUCUGACGCAUCGUCGACCACCAAAGAGCUGGACGCUUGUAAUAUUUCUGAGGCUGGUGCGCUCUUGAAGCAGGAAGCGCUCGUGCGUGAAGCGACCGUGACCACAUCAAUGUCUCUAGCGGAAACUGUGACUGCUGGAGGGGUUGGUGAUAUCGAGAGCGAAGCUGUGAUCGCCCCCACCCAAUUGGUAUCACAGGAUCCUCAAAGGCACCAGCACCGUUUCGUGUCUCCACCGCUCGUCACCGGAUCUCGGGACGCGAUGCCCAUUCGAUUCCGCCGGAACUCACCCCCGGAACUAUUUCUUCGUGGCUUUGCGCGUGGACACUUUCGCGAACUCACGAACGGUGAUAUCGGCAAUACCGGUGCAUUCGACGGCAUCAACAUCUUGGGCCGCUCUCCGCCCUUACUCCCGCAAUCAAUUGCCGUCCCUAACGAACUGCAAAGCCUACCGAUCAACCGCACACUGACUGAGCCGCUGAUGUUCUCGGUUAAAACGGAGACGGGCGCUAAGUGCACACCGGCUCAAGUGGGCGAGGAAGAUCAGCAGACAAAGAGUCAGGUCUCACCUCCAUCGUACAGUGACGUCGUGGCUCGCUCCACUCGAUUUCUGACGGCACUCCCGGCAGGAUUGGUGCUCUCCAACAUCGAGACUGCUCUGGAAGCCAACCCCUGCCCCCUUCCGUACGAGUACUCCAAAGUUCCUCAAGCCGUGACCAUCGAUUGGGACAACUACCAGCUUGAAGUACGGUACGCUGGUCUUUUGACCUGCACCGUGCAGGUGUUCCUCUUCCAGCGCGGUGUCUAUCUCGUCGAGUUCCGACGCGGCCAUGUCGAUAUUUUCCAGUUCAAGCGCUUCUACGAAAAGAUCCGUGCGCAGAUCUCGGAAGGAAUGGAUGGAGGCUCCGAACAACCGUCGCCAUCAUACCGCAAGCGCAACAACUCGAUCUCCGAUGUUUUUUUAAGGUGAAAGCAUGACGCUCAACUCUUAUCAAGAUAUAUUCACUCCAACGUUUCCGUUUUCACCCACAGCCGACGAACGCUGUACGUCCGUUUGCUUCAAAGUGAAGUAUCAAUUAGGAAUAUAUAAUGCUCUAUCGCCGCAAUAUAAAGAGCGUGGUGAUCUUCU
This is a messenger RNA of Phytophthora sojae, 3312 nucleotides long. RefSeq lists its product as hypothetical. The transcript is spliced from 5 exons. The coding region runs from base 1 to 3153 and encodes 1050 amino acids. The record is from RefSeq and is a predicted model, not a curated record. NCBI's taxonomy places the organism in Eukaryota, Oomycota, Peronosporomycetes, Peronosporales, Peronosporaceae. Gene Ontology annotation, molecular function: protein kinase activity; ATP binding. Gene Ontology annotation, biological process: protein phosphorylation.